AUGUCUGCGGACGAUUACAAAGAUAUUUGCCGGGACGGCUUUGUCUACGGACUUGGCCGCUUCCAAGCAAAGCCCGGCUCGAUGGAUCGAAUCGAAGGUUAUCGCGUUCGAAGCAUGUUUUUACCAAAACUGUCACGCGAAGGGCAGAAGGUAUUCAGGGAUGCAUUGGUUGCGAUUUCCACUGGAGCAAACUCGGCGAAACCAGCAACGAAACCAGCACCGCAGAUCAACAGAAGACAAGCACCACCCCGAAAAAGAAGGAAGACCACACGUAAACGGCGUCGCGUGCCUGAUGACGCCUCAGAAGCCGCGACCCACGAUACGGAUCAGCCCCCGGCCACGGCUGCAGUUUCGUCCGGUGCCAGUUGA
Penicillium samsonianum is the source of this 369-nucleotide messenger RNA. RefSeq lists its product as uncharacterized. The transcript has a single exon. NCBI's taxonomy places the organism in Eukaryota, Fungi, Ascomycota, Eurotiomycetes, Eurotiales, Aspergillaceae. The record is from RefSeq and is a predicted model, not a curated record. The coding region runs from base 1 to 369 and encodes 122 amino acids.